Triplophysa rosa is the source of this 1675-nucleotide messenger RNA. It is a transcript of the gene rxfp3.3a3, whose product is annotated as relaxin family peptide receptor 3.3a3. Gene Ontology annotation, molecular function: G protein-coupled receptor activity. Gene Ontology annotation, cellular component: membrane. The record is from RefSeq and is a predicted model, not a curated record. Gene Ontology annotation, biological process: G protein-coupled receptor signaling pathway; immune response. NCBI's taxonomy places the organism in Eukaryota, Metazoa, Chordata, Actinopteri, Cypriniformes, Nemacheilidae.
CACUUUCAACAUCACCGGGGUAUUCAACACCCACAGGGUUAUGUCACGUUUGGAAAUGACAUUGACGUUACCGCGGACAGGAGCCCUGCCCUCAGAAUCGUGAUCGCCGUGGUGUGCAUUCUCGUUUGCGCAAUAGGGUUAAUUGGGAAUUCGCUCGUCCUCUAUAUCAUGAGAGUGAAAGACUCCAAACAGAGCGCAACUAUUUAUUUCUUUAUUGUUAAUUUAGUCAUUACAUAUCUUAAGUUUGUUAUGACUUUGCCUUUCUGGGCGGUGGAUACCGCUCUGGAUUUCAGCUGGCCGUUUGGAGACGCCGUGUGCAAAACCGUACAGUGAUGAACAUGUAGCUACGCCAGCGUGUUUUUCCUCUCUGCUAUGAACAUCACUCGAUACUGCUCCGUGGCUUCGGCGACUAGGAGCGGGUCCCCACCUCCCUCGUGCUCUGUCAAAUGAGUUUGCGCGUUUUUAUGAAUCGUCGCCACAGUUCCAACAUCUGUUUUCUCAACUGUGACCAACGUAGCCGGGGAAAAGCUCUGUUUACUCAAGUUUCCUGCCGGACACUACUGGCUGGCUUUUAUCAUAUUAAAUCCUGGUUGCUUUUGUUUUGCCUAUACGUGGAUUCUUUCUGUGUCCUAUGUGAUGCUUCUGACAUUAUUUAAGUAUGAUAGUAGUCAUUCAAAGAGAAUGAUUCGUGUCACCAAAUCCAUCACAGUUGUCUUUCUCUCCUCUGUGUGCUGGAUGCCUAACCAUGCAGUAACACUUUGGCGUGUGUUGGUCAAACUGAACGUCAUUUACUGGGAUGAGGCAUUGUUCAUACAUGUAUUCCCCGUGACUGUUUGUUUGGUGCAUACUAAUAGUUACUUAAAUCCGUUUAUAUGUUGUCUUACAAGACGGGCGGUUUUGAAAAAAGCUAAAAAAAUGUUUUUCAAAUGUUGCACCGUGGUUUUCCCAGAAAUCUGGAAGGGCAAUGAGCUGCGCUGCGGUGCAAAUGCAUAAAACACUACUACUAAAGCCUAAACAUUUGCUUAGUUAAAAAAAUCAACAUUUAACAACAACCGUAAUAACAAUAAAUAGUAAUCUAAUAAACAACACAAAACUAAUAUGUAUUUGUAAAAAAGGCGUAAUGUGCGACGUAAAAGCAUGAAUGAUUAUUUGUCAUAAAUAUUAGAUUAUUUGUAUUAUUUAGUGACAAAAAUCUGUUUGUGUGGGAGGGGUAUAUUAUGUCUUUUUUAUGGAUACAACACAUUAAUAAAUGAUGUGUAACAACAAAUAAUAGGCCCUAUUUGUUGUUUAUUGUUUAUUAUAGUUGUUUAUAUUGCUGUGCUUGUUUUCUGAUUUUUGGUUAAAAGAGCAAUAUGUGUUACAUUUACAUUUAUUCAUUUGGCAGACGCUUUUAUCCAAAGCGACUUACAAGAAGACCAUAUAAACAUUUUGUCAACACGCUAAACAGUACCGUUAGUUUACAAGGCUACUAGGAUGAUUAAAGCUGGAGUAAGCAAAGGAGAGAAUGAACAACUAGAUUUUUUUUGACAGACAGAAAGACAGUCAGACAGUUAUUGGUUAGUCAAAUAAAUGCGGAACAGAUAUGUUUUUAGCUGUUUUUUGAAAGUUGUGAAGGAUGCUGCAGUUCGUGUGGAGGCUGGCAGUUCAUUCCACCACAGGUGAACCGAAUGAGUAA